Molecule: messenger RNA, 537 nt
Organism: Penicillium argentinense
Lineage: Eukaryota; Fungi; Ascomycota; Eurotiomycetes; Eurotiales; Aspergillaceae
Exons: 2
Coding region: 1-537 (178 amino acids)
Source: RefSeq, a predicted model, not a curated record
AUGUCGCGACCGACGGUUUACCUGGUUCGACAUGGCAAAAAGCCCAUGCAUGGGGGAACCGGCCUCAGUGCUGAUGGCGUGAAGCGGGCCCAGUGCCUACGCCAUGUGGUCGGCGCCGAUUCCGAGUAUGAGAUUGACUAUAUUGUGGCCCAAAGGCCGAGAGCAAGUAUGCAACAUGAGGCUCAGAAGAGGCAAAAUGCAUGUGGAUCGUAUAACCAAGGCGUAGAUGGUAGAAGAGCGCGGCCGUACGAGACCAUGAUACCACUAGCCAGUGACCUGGGUUUGUCGGUUGACACAUCGUGCAAACGUAACGAGUACAAGUACGUCAAGAACAUAGUCGACCGCUACAAUAGAACAGGAAACAUUCUUAUUUGCUGGGAAUAUCGUCGGAUGACUCAUACUGUGGAGGAGUUGGGAAGUAAGGAUGCACCAAAUUAUCCUCAUGACCGAUUCGAUAUUAUCUGGACUGAUCCAAGCCCUUAUCAUGAGAUUACAUCAAUUUAUAGCGAGAAUUGCCCGGCUUGGAUCAGAUCCUGA